GUGAUGGAGGAGAAGGGCGGAGACAGCGUCUGAGGGGAGGAGCCUAUGGGAGGACCAUGGUGAGGGAAGGAGUGGCCCAGUUUGAACCAGCAACUCUGAGCUCCUCCUCAGAUCAGGGAAGAAAAUCCAACCGUGGAUUUACUGUCAGGAUCUUCUCUGUGAUGAUUUGUCGCUCUGGAUUCUUUUACUUCCAGCACCAAUCACUUGGAAUAUAACUCCAGCAUCUCUGGAUCUCCAGCGGGAGAACUUCAGAUCAAGAACAUCCAGCGUGAGAGUAAUAUGAGGAAGCCUUUGAACAUUUGGGAUUCUGGAAUAGGACUGGGCCUCUACUGUUCUUAGACCUGGAAGCAGCAUGCAAACUCACCGGUGAGCCGCCACGGCCUGUCAAACCCCCGCCCCAGUAGCCACCGGCACCACCUGUCCUGGGGGGAACUUCAGACCCUUCCGCUCUACCCGAUAGCCAAUCACCAUGGAUUUCACGUUACCCAUAAGAAGUCAAGACAUGAUAGCUGCGUCCUGCUCCGAUCCUCUGCUGGGUCCCUGCGGCAGCAGGAGCGCUCGCGCCCACUAUCAGGGGGUCCGGAGGAAGCUGCGUCCUGGACGGGUUUUGGGCUUUGUCGUCAGCCUGGUGGCCGUCUGCACCGUCUGUUCACUGAGUGCCUUUUCGUUAGCCACGGCUGUGGCCUCUGGGCUGGAAGCGGCUGCCGAGGCCUCAGCCGAUGCCGCGGUUCCACAAAGAACUCUUCUGCAGCACCGCAACCUUUCCGCAGCCCCAGAAGACACCCCAGUGGCCAUGAAGUCCUCAGACCUGGAGCUGAACCAAGGGGAUUAUCCAACAGACUAUUUCAGCGUGGCGGACAGGCGGCAGGGCUUCGUGGUGCUUCAUAUGUUUGGAAUGCUGUACAUGUUCAUAGCCUUGGCCAUAGUCUGCGAUGAGUUCUUCGUCCCAGCACUCACUGUCAUCACGGAGAAGCUGGAGAUUUCUGACGAUGUUGCUGGAGCCACCUUCAUGGCCGCAGGGGGCUCAGCCCCAGAGCUCUUCACUUCGGUCAUUGGGGUGUUCGUCUCACACAGCAACGUCGGCAUCGGCACCAUCGUGGGGUCGGCCGUCUUCAACAUCCUGUUUGUGAUCGGGAUGUGCGCCCUGUUUUCCAAAGAGGUGCUGAACCUCACCUGGUGGCCUCUGUUCAGGGACGUCUCCUUCUACAUCAUUGGCCUGCUCAUGCUCAUCUACUUCUUUCUGGAUAAUCAAAUCACAAUGAGCGAAAGCAUCAGUCUGCUGCUGUGCUACUCCUGCUACGUGACCUUCAUGAAGUACAACGCCAAGGUCGAGUUCUUCAUCAAAAGCAAGCUGGGCAGCAACCAGGUGGAUGAGCUGGAGGCUUCCCCCAGGGUGACAGCCUCUGCAGACGAUGAGAACAAGCUAACGGCCAGGCCCAGACUGCAGAGGGAAGGCAGCUGUGCCUCCCUUCACAACUCUCUGAUGAGAAACAGCAUCUUCCAGCUCAUGAUCCACACUCUGGACCCCCUCAGCGAUGAAGGUGUGGCUCACAAAGUAUCUGGAGGGUUCAAAGAGAAGGCAUCAAUCCUUCACAAAAUGGCCAAGAAGAAGUGCAAGGACGACGGGGUCACAGCCAACGGUGUGGUGGAGAAAAACACCUCCAAUAGUUCAAACGUUGCAGUUGAAGUCACUCCACCCAUGAAUGGAGUCGCUGGAGGAGAUCAGGCUGGUGAGGAGGACGACGAUGAAGGCCAACCUUUGAGCUUGGCCUGGCCUGACACCUUCAGGAAACGGCUGACCUACCUCAUCAUCUUCCCCAUCAUCUUCCCCCUGUGGCUGACUCUGCCGGACGUCAGGCGAGAGAACGCUGAAAGGUUUUUUCCUUUCACUUUCCUCGGCUCCAUCUGUUGGAUUGCCUUCUUCUCUUACCUGAUGGUGUGGUGGGCUCACCAGGUCGGAGAAACGUUUUGGAUCACAGAGGAAAUCAUGGGUCUGACCAUCCUGGCGGCUGGGACGUCGAUCCCUGACCUCAUCACCAGCGUGAUCGUUGCUCGGAAAGGCCUCGGAGACAUGGCCGUGUCCAGCUCCGUGGGCUCCAACAUAUUUGACAUCACUGUCGGCCUGCCGUUCCCGUGGCUCCUCUUCAACAUCAUCAAUGACUUUAAGGCUGUGGAAGUGAGCAGCAAUGGCCUCUUCUGUGCCAUAGUCCUCCUCUUCCUCAUGCUGCUCUUUGUCAUCCUGUCCAUUGCAGCUUGCAAGUGGAAAAUGAGUAAAUUUCUGGGCUUCUUCAUGUUCGUGCUCUACUUUGUCUUCCUGGUCAUCAGUGUCAUGCUGGAGGACAAGAUCAUCAUGUGUCCCGUCACCAUCUGAGACUCGUAAAGGAGCAAAAACAUGUUCUUCAACACAACAUCCCACAUGGAGACGACCCACACUACUCUGUAUGCACACACAGACACACACUGAGGCUGCUGAAGCAGCUGUAGUUCUCAAACCUUUUUUAAGCAGUUCGGUCAAUCAAGAACCAGUUUUCAGGUACAAUCACAACCUGGACCUUUGAAGCAUGUUCUGACUGAAGCUGGAGAGAAUCCAUGCAUGUGUAAGGAGACCACGCAGAACGGACCCAGCUGAGAUUUGAGCCAGGGAUACUGCUAACCACUACACCACGGCGCACCCCUUCACAUGUCUUCACCAAUGGAAUAUCAAGCA
Molecule: messenger RNA, 2707 nt
Organism: Oryzias latipes (Japanese medaka)
Lineage: Eukaryota; Metazoa; Chordata; Actinopteri; Beloniformes; Adrianichthyidae
Gene: slc24a2b
Product: solute carrier family 24 member 2b
Biological process (GO): long-term synaptic depression; intracellular calcium ion homeostasis; calcium ion transmembrane transport
Cellular component (GO): plasma membrane
Molecular function (GO): calcium channel activity; calcium, potassium:sodium antiporter activity
Source: RefSeq, a predicted model, not a curated record